CGUAGUUGGAGGUUAUUUAAUUGCAAAUAAUUUCCGCAUAGUCAACUGAUACGUUACAAAACGGAAUUAUUGGGAGAUAAGUGUACUCGCCGUCGUGCACGCGCGAUAGCUUAUAAAUUAAUUAUUAAGUCCAAGAUAAGACGCAGAGAGAGGAGUUACGUCUCGCACAACGACUGAUAUAUUCGCACCGCUGAUAUAUUCGCAUAAUGAUAUCUCGUAAACGGCCAGCCAUGGCGCGAGUGCUCGCUGAAGAAACCCCCGUCGCGCUCGAGGUCAGUGCACAUCCAGCCUCCGUGAGCCGCACUAUGUGCUUCCUGCUCCUCAUUUAUCUCCUCUUAUCGGCCGACGUCGCAGACGUUAGCGCGGAGGACGCCGACUGUCAGGUUUAUAACCACCUUUACGUCUGUUUGGCGAAUGGCGACGCGCUCCACGGCGUCGCCUUCGAGGACGUCAACGCCGUCCAGACGAUUGAGGACAUUGAGCUACAUCUGGAGAACCUCGGGAUCGUUGACAUCGUGAGGAACGCCUUCGCCGAGGUCACCAACUCGUCCGCGCUCUAUGUCCGCGAUAAUCGGUUGUCGUGCAUCGGCCGGCACUACUUCGGCGGGCUCGAUCAGCUCACGUACUUGGACCUGCGGAACAACACGAUCGCCGACGUCGAGGAGGGUGCGUUCGUGAGACUGAGCAACCUGGAGACCUUGCUGUUGGAUCACAACAACAUCUCGGUCCUGCGGCCCGGCGUGUGGAAGGGCCUCGCGGAACUGCGCGAGCUCUACAUCACCAACAACCGGCUCGAGCUCAGGAGAAACGUGUUCAAGGGGCUCAGGCAGCUGGAGACAUUGGUCCUGGACUCGAACGACAUCGCGGAGAUACCGAUCGGCGCGUUUAACGGCUUGCCACACAUAGACCUCCUCUAUCUGUCGCGCAACAGGAUCUCGUCUCUGCACCCGGACAUGUUUCGCGGUCUCAGCGAGAUAAACGAGCUCGACCUGGGCAGGAACCGAUUGAGGACGAUACCUGCCGGUGUCUUUCGGCACAUGAGGUGCCUGAACUCGCUUUGGCUCAACGGCAAUCAGUUGACCACGCUCGAGUCCGACGUCUUUCUCGGCCUGGACAAUCUGCUGUUCCUGUUCCUGAACAACAACGAGCUCCGCCACGUAGAUAUGGCGGCGUUCGCGAGGAUGAGGAACGUGACGGUGCUUCCCGGAUUUAAGAUAGACGGCUCGUUGGCGAGUGAUUUUACGAGGCUCCACGGACGAUAUCAGUGUAGUAAUGUGGCGUAUCAGUUGCCGUACAACUGUGCGGAAAUCGAUUCGUAGACACGAGUAAUCGAAACUAAAGGAGCUAGAGCUCAUAAACGAGGCGUUUCCGUAUGCACAACGUGUGAGAAAUAGUCUUAGUGACGAUAUGUUUGCGGAGAGAAAAAAUUACCGCCGGAUAUAUCUCCACGGCAGUUGCACUUGGGACGAUUUAACAUAACGAGCAUGAAAUGGACUAAUCGUCAGAUACUCAUGACAAAUUUACCGUAAACUUUUCGAUAUGUUUUCUGAGAGAUUUACCACAAACUUUUUAACGAGAAGCUCUUUGGAAAGAAAAUCGCAUGAGCGUUAUAUGUACCUAACAGAAAUUAGCAUACUCGCUUUGAUGUUACGUACAUUAGAUGUCAUAAAGCGAAAAUAAUAACGUCGAGUUUUGGGGGAAUUCGCGGCAAUUUAGCGGAAAGCCAAAUGUAUGCAAACGCAAUUGUAACUUUUUGUCAUCGUUCGCAAGGGAGCGUUUUCAAAAGUAGGAUUUGAUCUCAUUUCGUGUAAAAGCCACGUGGAUGAAUAUCAUAGGACACUGUGUCGUUCUGGCAUAUAUUAAUUACCCUCAUUGAUC
This is a messenger RNA of Odontomachus brunneus, 1878 nucleotides long. Its product is annotated as insulin-like growth factor-binding protein complex acid labile subunit. The transcript has a single exon. The coding region runs from base 207 to 1319 and encodes 370 amino acids. Gene Ontology annotation, molecular function: protein binding. Lineage: Eukaryota; Metazoa; Arthropoda; Insecta; Hymenoptera; Formicidae. Gene Ontology annotation, cellular component: extracellular matrix. The record is from RefSeq and is a predicted model, not a curated record.